GUCAAGCUUUUUCGUGUUUACCUUUUGUUAAACAUUGUUUCACAGUGGUGUUUGGCAGACUUUUGAUACUGACGCAGAUGUGUUAAUAGCUUCCAUACACUUCAUUCUUAUUCACGCUGAACGAUAGAACGUAAGCAUCAGCACAUCCCCACAAAAUUAAGCCAUAAAAUACGUUUGCACGAAGUGCUAGCUUAAGUAAGCUAACACAGUAACAUCAGUGGUAUCUAUUUUAUGGCGUUCAAAACGUCAAUAGCCACGGUGAGUCUUACCGUAGUCAGCGUUGUCUCUGUAAGCGUUAUUGAGGCAAAAAGUACAUACAUAACAAAAACAGUUGACGUUGCCAUUUUGUAAUUCUGAGUCACCUACAACAGUUAGCAAGUAACCUACACACAAAAACAUUGAUAAGAAAUGCAUGCGCAUGCGCGUGAAACUGACAAACUGGCGUCCUAUCGCGAGAUCAACAAACGUCGGCAUGGCGGUCCUCCUUGAAACGACGUUGGGCGAUAUUGUGAUUGAUCUAUUCACGGAAGAGAGGCCGAAAACUUGCCUCAACUUUCUGAAAUUAUGCAAGAUAAAAUACUACAACUACUGUCUUAUCCACAAUGUACAGAGAGACUUCAUCGUCCAAACAGGUGACCCCACUGGUACAGGACGUGGUGGAGAAUCAAUCUAUUGCAAAUUGUACGGGGACCAGGCCUGUUAUUUUGAUGCAGAGAAAGCACCACGUAUUAAACACAGAAAAAAGGGGACAGUGUCCAUGGUUAACAAUGGGAGUGACCAGCACGGUUCACAGUUCCUUAUUACCGCUGCAGAGAACCUGGACUACCUGGAUGGCGUCCAUACUGUUUUUGGUGAGGUUUCGGAGGGUUUGGACGUCUUGGCUAAAAUCAAUGAGACUUUUGUCGAUACAGACUUUGUCCCGUUUCAGGAUAUCAGGAUAAACCACACAGUUAUCCUUGAUGACCCGUUUGACGACCCUCCCGAUCUACCAGUGCCCGAUCGAUCCCCUGAUCCCACCCUUGAGCAGCUAGAUAGUGGCCGUAUCGGAGCAGAUGAAGUCAUAGAUGAUGCAGACGGGAAAGCAGCUGAGGAAGUGGAGGAGAGGCUAAAUGCAAAAGAAGCCAAAACUCGAGCUAUCCUCCUGGAGAUGGUGGGCGACCUCCCCGAUGCAGACAUAAAGCCUCCAGAGAAUGUGCUGUUUGUAUGCAAACUGAACCCGGUCACCACCGACGAAGACCUGGAAAUCAUCUUUUCCCGCUUCGGACACAUUAAAAGCUGUGAGAUCAUUCGAGACUGGAAAAGCGGAGACUCCCUCUGCUAUGCUUUCAUUGAAUUUGAAAAGCAAGAAGACUGCGAAAAGGCCUAUUUCAAAAUGGACAACGUGCUCAUCGACGACAGACGCAUUCAUGUAGACUUCAGCCAGUCGGUGGCAAAGAUCCAAUGGAAAGGAAAAGGUGGGAAGUACACCAAGGAGGACUUCAAGGCCUAUGAGAAUGACUUGGAGAAGCGAUCCAAAUUGGCGCUGAAGGAUCAAGUAAAGCCCAAACAAGAUUCCAGAUAUGAUCUGCUCAUGGAGGAGGAAGCGACAGGCCAUCGACGCUCUGAGAAAAAACACAAAGACAAGAGACAUCAUCAUCACAGUCAUUCAGAUGAUGAGGAAGAGACAAGGAAGUCCAAAAAACACAAAGACAGCGAGGACAGCCGACGAGACAGGAAAACCGUCCGCCAGCGCUCACGCUCCAGAGACCGAGACCACAAGCACAAGUCUUCGGACAAAUAUCGUAGAGAUAGCCGAGACAGAGGUCGCAGAAGUCGCAGCCACUCGCCCAGGAAGUCCAAGACGGACAAAGAUAGAAGCAGAUACAGGUGAAGGACGUGUUGUCCACAUUUGAUAGCAUCAAGACAUCAAUUCCACUCUCUUAGCUGCUUGUCAUGCUUUUUCUAGAACACACACUUUAUUUUUUUUAACCCAAAAAAUAUUGGAACAUCAGGCCAUUGCCUCCAAGGAACCAAAAAUGAAAGACAACGCUGAAACUCAUCUAAACAUGCCUGCAUGCAACUUACUUUGUGCACUUGGGUCACUCAUGCUGGGACAGGAGGGCACCUUCCCACGAAGGUGGAAACAUUCCAGUGUACUGUUUAGUUGACAGUGUAGUAUCCUUAAUAAAGUAGUCUGUAAAGGAAUAAUAUGAAAUUUUAGUAUCUCUGACCAUCUGGCAUUAGCCUUCAUGUGAUGUGAAAGUACUGAAAGCUAAAAUCUUGCCUGGGCGAUAGUCAGUUAUGCAAGUGUACAUGCAUACAGUGUACAACGGGGGUCUCAAACUCGAUUUACCUGGGGGCCCUCGGAGCUAGGUUCUGGGUGAAGCCGGGCCGCAUCAGGUUUUCAAAAAAAAAACGCAUUUAUUAAAAACUGGAAAAAAAUCCAUUAAAAACUAUCUUCAAUGCUUUUGCUUCUGUUAUAUCCUACACUUCUUCAGUACUUUGGUUUCGGUUUUCCACACCAAAAUAUCUGAUAAAACAUUCUACUGUUCUCAAAUAUCUUAAUUUUUAUUUUUCUAUACACAAAAUAAGAUAAAAUAAUAAACAAAUUAAGAAUAAAGACAAUAAAUCAAUCAAUCAGUAAUAAAUAAGUAAAAUAAUACAACAGCAAAUAAGAAAAACGUAAGAAACCACAUACAGUUGGUCGAGAAAUUAUUUUUUUCAGAUUCAAAUGUACAGUAUUAAGUUAUUUAACCUUUAACAUGAGCAUUAAUGAAACUUAAUAAUUUGACCCAAUUAGCAAGUUAGCAUCGCACUCAGUUCCAUCUGGGAGCAGCGUCAUAACUUUAACAAUGCUUUAUCUUGACGUGUAUUUUCUGUUUUAUUCCAAAUCAUUUCCUGCAUGUAUUUGUACCCAGCAUCAUAAGCCUUUAGCUUCAUUGCUAAUCCAAAGCAAAACAGGGUGGGGUAACAGGGUAAGGUAACAGUAUGGGCGAGGCAAAAUCAUGUUAAUUGUAUCCGGUGUGCACAAAGCUUUAAGGUGUCAUUUCAACAUUAAACUUUGGUAUCAAGGUGGGGGCCUCAAUCUAGCGUCUCAUGGGCCGCAAGUUUGAGACCCCUGGUGUACAACAUGCACUGUUAAACAGAGCCGUGUUGACAUAUUCCUAGUCUGGUAACACACACAGCCAAUAAAGCUGAUGCUUGCC
Messenger RNA from Doryrhamphus excisus (bluestripe pipefish), 3185 nucleotides. It is a transcript of the gene ppil4, whose product is annotated as peptidylprolyl isomerase (cyclophilin)-like 4. Gene Ontology annotation, cellular component: nucleus. Gene Ontology annotation, biological process: protein peptidyl-prolyl isomerization. NCBI's taxonomy places the organism in Eukaryota, Metazoa, Chordata, Actinopteri, Syngnathiformes, Syngnathidae. The record is from RefSeq and is a predicted model, not a curated record. Gene Ontology annotation, molecular function: RNA binding; peptidyl-prolyl cis-trans isomerase activity.